This is a messenger RNA of Branchiostoma floridae (Florida lancelet), 3048 nucleotides long. RefSeq names its product arf-GAP with coiled-coil, ANK repeat and PH domain-containing protein 2-like. The record is from RefSeq and is a predicted model, not a curated record. Bases 136 to 2994 code for a protein of 952 amino acids. Gene Ontology annotation, cellular component: cytoplasm. The transcript has 32 exons. Lineage: Eukaryota; Metazoa; Chordata; Leptocardii; Amphioxiformes; Branchiostomatidae. Gene Ontology annotation, molecular function: protein binding; GTPase activator activity.
CCUGCGAAUCGGUACGCGAAUCGCGUGCUGCCGAUCAUUUGACAGGCCAAGUUUGACAUCAGUGCAGAAAAAUGAGGUAAUAUCCGCAUCCUAAAAUCUCCGGUUUCUUUAAACUUCUGCAUCUCAAGCACCAAGAUGGGAGUCACCAUCGACUUCGAGGAGUGCCUCAAGGAUUCUCCCAAGUUCCGAGUGUCCCUGGAGCAAGUUGAGAAUGACAUCCAUGACUUGGAGACUAAACUAGAAAAGGUUAUAAAACUGUGCAAUGGAAUGAUGGAAGCUGGGAAAGCAUAUAAUACAGCAAAUGGGGCUUUUAUUAGGGGAGUUAAGGAGCUCUCUGUCUAUUUUAGAGGGGACCAACAAGUCAACGAUGCCUUGUGUAGAUUUGCAGAUGGGCUGACAGAAAUGCUGAAUUACCACACAAUUUUGUUUGACCAAGCCAAGAGGGCCAUCAGUAAAAACCUGGACCACUUUGUUAAAAAUGACUUGAAGAAAGUGAAGGACACUAAGAAGCACUUUGAGAAGAUCAGUGAUGACAUGGACGCGGCGUUGUCCCACCAGGCACAGACCAACAGGAACAAACUGCCUCUUUCUUGGUACAUCUUCAAGCUUCCUUAUCAUGUUGUAUUUUUUCCCCAUGACUUGAAGAAAGUGAAGGACACUAAGAAGCACUUUGAGAAGAUCAGUGAUGACAUGGAUGCUGCCCUGUCCCGCCAGGCGCUCAGGCCAACAAGAACAAACCACCUCUUUCUUGGUACAACUUCAAACUUAAUUUUCAUGUUAUGUUUCUUCUCCAGUGACUUGAAGAAAGUGAAGGACACUAAGAAGCACUUUGAGAAGAUCAGUGAUGACAUGGACGCGGCCCUGUCUCGCCAGGCCCAGGCUAACAGGAACAAACCCCAGGAGCUGGAGGAGACCAACAACAUCCUCACCGCCAUGAGGUCGUGUUUCGGGCACGUCACGCUUGACUAUGUCUUCCAGAUCAAUGUGGUACAGUCCAAGAAACGUUUCAAAGUCAUGGACACGAUGUUGUCCUUUAUGUAUGCCGUCAACACAUUCUAUCACCAAGGAUACGACCUCACCAAUGACCUUGAACCCUACAUGAAAACCGUGGCAGCCCAGUUGGAGAAGAUGACACAACAGGCAGCAGCUGAGAAAAAGGAGAUGGAAGAAAGACAUCUGUUAGUUCAGGAAAGGGAAAACUCCCUGAAGUCUCCCCCGAUGAGAUCCAGUUCUGUCAGCGACUCCUCGGAGGUGGUGAUGGAGGGGUACCUGUUCAAGAGAACAACAAAUGCCUUUAAGACAUGGGUCAGGAGGUGGUUCACCAUACAGAGUAAUCAGCUGGUGUAUCAGAAAAGAGUCAAGGCGUCCUGCCCAGAUGAGACGACAGUGGUUGUGCCAGACCUGAGAAUAUGCACCGUAAAACCAGCCGAGGAGACAGAGAGGAACUUCUGUUUCGAGAUUGUUUCUCCUACCAAGAGCUACACAUUACAGGCAGAGUCAGACAACCAGAGACAAGUCUGGAUACAGGCACUGCAGGCCAGCAUUGCUACUGCAUUUAGAGAAGGACACAGAGAGGAGAAUUUCCAGGAUCGUCUGCAAGACGACCCCAGAAGCCCAAGUGUUCUCUCUACCGUACCCUCCAUGCUGAACUCCUUACCACCUCUCAAGUCUGAAACUAAGCCAAAGAACACAAUGUUGAGACAAGUUCUGCAGAUUCCAGGAAACAAUGUGUGUUGUGACUGCAGACAAAAAGAGCCUAGAUGGGCCAGCAUCAAUCUGGGAAUUGUCCUGUGUAUAGAGUGUUCCGGGAUUCAUAGAUCGUUGGGAGUCCACCUGUCCAAAGUGAGGUCGUUGACGUUGGAUGCGUGGGAACCUGAAAUCCUUGGGGUCAUGUCUCUGUUGGGGAAUGAAGCCGUGAACAAAACGUAUGAGGCCAACUCCACUGAGUGUGCAGACAGGAGGGCGUAUCCAGACUGUCCAAGAUCAGUAAGAGAAUCGUGGAUCAAGUCCAAGUAUGUGAAGAAAGACUUCCUGAGGCCACUGCCUGGUAAAGUCACCGCGGACGGCGCGUCGCCUGCGCGGGGGCGGAAGCGCGUUAUUCGGAGAUGGAGCGUGAAGAAGUUUCCGGAGAGGUUCAAGUCGGUCCAUUCUGGAGAGGAGGAGGGGGAGGCUGUGAGCAGGUCCACAUCCAGCGGGUCGCUUCACUCAGGUGCCAGAUCAGACAGUGGACUUGAGGAGGCAGAAGACCUCUUAGUGUUUGGUGAAGAAGACUCAGAUGAAGACUCAGACCUGGAGGAGGAUAGACCCCCCCUUAGCGUCCCCCACAUUCUGAUCGUUCCUGACAUCCUGGAAGAAUUCCCCUUUCUGAGAGGUUCAGUAGGAGACAGAGAGUUGUCUGAAGACUGUGACGCUCCGACCAGGAGGUCAGCUGACAUGACUGAGGUGAUGGAGCUCAGUCAGCUGGACCCCAACAUGCUCCUCUACAAGGCAGCUUCCGCAGGAAACCUCCCCGUGCUGUCAGCAGCUCUAGCUCACGGUGCAGAUGUGAACUGGGUCAACUCAGAGGACACGAACAAGACUCCACUACACCAGGCUGUGGAGUCGGGUUCUAUAGGAGCCUGUGAGUUCCUACUCCUGAAUGGUGCUAAGUUAGAUGUGAAGGAUGGGAAGGGGAGAGCACCACUGCACCACGCUACUAUCCUGGGAAACACGGGGCAGGUUUGUUUAUUCCUGAAGAGGGGAGCAAACCAGCAUGCUGUAGAUGAGGAUGGGCAGGACCCCCUGGCCAUUGCACUCAGUACCACUAAUGCCGACAUCGUGACCUUACUCAGACUUGCCAGAAUGAAUGAAGAAAUGAAAGAGUCGGAGGGUUACGGAAACCCUGGUGAUGAGACUUUCUCAGAUGUCUUCAAGGACUUUUCCCAGCUUGCUUCCAACAACCCGUCAAGACUGAUGAGGGCAGAUGACAGAGCAGACGCACCUGACCAGACCUGAACCCUCACGAUGAUCAUCAUGAUGUGGGAUUGAAUGGGGCUACAGAACAUUCUG